AUGGAUCACGAUGGCACCCAGCCGUCCACAAGCCCUGACCCGUCCUCGACCACCUCGCCAGCACAACAAGACCAGCCGCCCAAGAAGAAGCAGAAGCGUAACAAGCCCACCUUGAGCUGUGAGGAGUGUGUCGAGCGCAAGACAAAGUGCGACCGCACCCGGCCAAACUGCUUGGCCUGCAUCAAGCGACAGUCGACGUGCAAAUACUCGGAGAUUGCCAAUCUGAUUGCAACCUCUGCAGACAAGAUCGGCGCGGCGCGCAAUACGGGACGAUCGAAGAAGCAGAGUAGUAAACCGCCGCUUGGCAUCGAGACCCAGCCCUAUGGAGUCCCAUUUCAGCAUUGCGUGAACUGGUGUUCGGCCGUAUGGCGGACCGCCCGGCUGGCAGAGACCAGUAAGCUUCGCUCCCCGCAACCCGCUGACCCACAAUACCAGAUGCAGGUACCAGUACCACCAACCCCAGCUAGGGCCCAGUACAGGAGUGUUUCCUUGUCUUCCUCGGCUUCCUCGCCAUUCUUACUGUCCAACGUACCCUACUCGAAUCACGUGCCGGCCCCCUUCUUUGGCCUGGGAUCCGAACACCCCUUUGCCAACUACUGGACGAGUCGAGGUGGGCUCGCCGAAGUCGUUGGUGUGCUCCCAGCCAAGGAACAGGCUGACAUUCUGGUUGACAAGUACUUCGAUGCCGUCGAUCCCGUCUAUCCGAUGGUCCAUAGGCGGAACUUCUACGCCGAUUACGGGCGCUUCUGGUCAUUGCCCCAUGAGGAAAAGCUGACGGCAGACCCAGUACUCGUGGCACUUCACUUUGUCGUCUAUGCCAUGGGAACCCAGUUUAUACAUACACCUUCAAACCAGGAAAGGGCUCAGAUUGCGGAAUUCUAUGUCUCCGCAGCACAGCAAGCCUUGCGAUUGUCGUCAUAUCUGAGUCGGGCCUCAGUCAGGACAUUGCAGGCCAUGGUCCUGAUUGGCUAUUUCUUAAUGAACGACAAUCACGCUUCCGACGCAUGGGCAUUUGGCGGCGUGCUUGUACGCCAGGCUUAUGCCAUGGGCUUGCAUCGUGAUCCAGACAUCAUAGCACCUCGCUGCUCUCGAAGCGACAAGCAACAACGGCGGAAACUCUGGCAAGCCAUCUUCUUCCAAGACACUUUCCUUACCGUACUUCUCAAGCUUCCCCCAACCACCACCUUCUCCGACAUCGACCCCGAGUCUCUUAGCGACGAUCUCGACGACUACAUUGCCAACGGCUCCUCGACUAAUGGCACCGCCGAUCCCGUCAUCAACCCGAUGAGUAUCAGUAGCAUUGCUUCUAUCGAUGACCUUUAUCCAUCCUACGAGCUCUCCGACCGUAGGUAUAUCCGCUCCAUGUGGCACAUGGCCAACCUUGUCUCCCGCACCGUCUGCAUCCCGCGCUCCCUUGCCGGACCCCUCGCCACCUCCAACGAACACAAGGCCCAACUCAUCAGUGACUACUUUGCACUCCACGCCAGCUUCCCCGUCGAACUUACAGCCUCAGACGAUGAGACCAUUUGCACCAUGGCCAAGACCAAUGCACGGGGUCUACGCCAAAACCUCUUCUUCCGCAGUAAUUUUUGGCACUGCGUCAUGGCUAUUCAGUCUGAUGAGAACCGUGAGGAAGGCGUUGCGUGUGAUGUCAAAGGUGCGCUGGAGGCGGCGAGAAUGGCGUUGCAAAGUUUCUUCCACUUUUGGGAGUACUUGCGGACGGAUGCAAGUGUCUGGUGGGUCUUCCAGCACCGGGCCUUUGAGGAAGCUCUUUUGAUGGCUCGCAUACUAAGUCAACAAUCACACCCACUCUCGCCGAGCAAUAAUGGGCUCCCCCCUUCUGCAGAUCCACUGCUCCAGUUAGCCAAGGACGAUGCGCGCAAGUGUCUUGAGAUCUUGGACCUUGUGGGAGUUGCGCCUGAGAUGCAGAAGACGAGGACAGAAGUGCUGCGGACAGCAUUCUCCAAUAUUUUAUGGAUAAACGGGUGCGGCCACUUAGGAUGCGACUUUUUUACUCGGCUUCCAGACAGGAUCGCAAUAACACCUGCCACCAGCAGCCGGGAUUCGUCCUAUCCCCUCGUCUUUGGUAUAGCGGGGACAAUCAUUGCCCUCACUGCACUAGUCGUUGCAUUUUCGCAAUUGGAAAGAACGCGUCUCGGACAUACCAUGUUUGAAUUGGAAGGUCGCUACACCUGCGAGGCCGGCGGGUGGCAGUUUGCCUACAAGCCUGAUUGGGACAGUUGGAUUUGA
Messenger RNA from Plenodomus lingam JN3, 2250 nucleotides. The record is from RefSeq and is a predicted model, not a curated record. Lineage: Eukaryota; Fungi; Ascomycota; Dothideomycetes; Pleosporales; Leptosphaeriaceae.